GCUCGACCCCUCGAGUUGCGAUUAAAAUCUGAGAUAAUCCCAGCUGGUACCUCCCACCAAAAAAACAGUCUUAUCUCUGCAUUUAGCCAGAGGCCCUCGAUCUAGCCCGCUGAAUUUAGCCGUUUCGUCGUAUUCGCCCACGAUCGAUCCCCCUCACUCACCGACUGUCGAUUAGACGAUGAGCUCGUCAAACGCCCAGCACAAACGGACGGGCUCUAUCGACCCCUUUUCCAUCCCGGAGAUCUACUAUGGGGAGGAGGACUCGGCCUCGCGGAUCAACCGCCGCAGACGUGCCUUUUCAACGAGCCUCAAUACAUUUAACCAGGAUGAUAUCAAGGACUACCUAGGAAAGAUUCCUCUGAGAAGGGGCAGUCAUGAUGAGGUUCCGGCCCAACCCCGAAAGUUCCUUAUCGAUGUCGAUGCGACACUUCAUAGCUUGCUGGAGAGGGAGGACACUGAUAGAAACCAUCAGAUUACAAUUGAGGAUGUGGGACCAAAGACACUUUCCGUCGGAACCGCAGCGUCAUCGGGUCACAACAAGUUCGAUGUACGAGGCACAUACAUGCUCUCCAAUCUCCUACAGGAACUUACCGUUGCGAAAGACUACGGCCGGAAGCAUGUCAUUCUGGACGAAGCUCGUCUGAGUGAAAAUCCUGUUUCACGUCUCUCCCGUCUCAUCAAGCUCUCAUUUUGGGAUGCCCUGACCAGAAGGAUUGAUGCUUCUAAUAUCGAGGUUGCGGGCAAAGACCCCAAGGAUUGGACUGAUGACCCACGACCUCGUAUCUACGUUCCGAGGGGUGCCCCUGAACAGUUCGAGUACUACACCGAAAUUGCCAAAUCACAGCCCAAGCUUCGCUUGGAUGUGCAAUGGCUAGACGCUGAGAUUACUCCAGAGUAUGUGAAAAAUCUUAACGGCAAGCCAGGUCUUCUGGCUUUGGCGAUGCAAAAGAAGCUCAAUGAGACCACGAUGAAAACCGAACUUAUCGGUGUGCCAUUUGUCGUUCCCGGAGGUCGGUUUAACGAGCUUUACGGAUGGGAUAGCUACAUGGAAUCCCUGGGCUUGAUUGUCAGCAACCGGGUUGACCUAGCCAAGGCCAUGGUGAUCAACUUUUGCUUCUGCAUCAAGCAUUACGGGAAGAUCCUGAAUGCCAACCGGUCCUACUACCUAACACGCUCUCAGCCGCCAUUUUUGACCGAUAUGGCUUUGCGUGUAUAUGACCGAAUCAAGAAUGAGCCGGACUCUUUGGAAUUCCUCCGAAACGCGACUCUCGCAGCCAUCAAGGAGUACUAUAGCGUGUGGACCGCAGCUCCACGGUUUGACCAAGGGACUGGCUUUUCGAGAUACUGCCCAGAAGGAAUGGGUGUGCCUCCAGAGACUGAACCAAGUCACUUCACUCACAUUCUAAACCCGUAUGCCGAAAAGCAUGGCAUGUCGUUCAAGGAGUUUGUCGACGCCUAUAACGAUAGAAGAGUGGUAGAGCCAGAGCUUGACGACUAUUUUGCACACGAUAGAUCCGUCCGAGAAUCUGGCCACGAUACAAGCUACCGUCUCGAGAAAAUCUGUGCAGACCUCGCCACGGUUGAUCUCAACUCGCUUCUGUACAAGUAUGAGGUGGAUAUUGCUAGGAUCAUUCGCACCUUCUUCAAAGAUAGGCUAGAUAUUCCUCCUGAGUUCCGAACGGCGACAACCAAGGAUGUCCAAUUUGAGUCAUCGUCCGUAUGGGACCGUCGGGCUAGAAGAAGGAAGAUGAGAAUGGACACACACAUGUGGGAUGAGGAAAGAGGAAUGUAUUUCGACUACAACAUGGCCAAGAAGCAGCGCUCGACAUAUGAAAGUGCAACCACCUUCUGGGCGAUGUGGGCAGGACUUGCUACUCCACAACAAGCUGCUGAGAUGGUAAAGAGGGCGCUCCCUCGAUUCGAAGCCUAUGGCGGCCUCGUGUCCGGAACGGAGGAGUCCCGAGGAGCUAUUGGGUUGGAUAGGCCCAACCGACAGUGGGAUUUCCCGUAUGGAUGGGCGCCUCAGCAGAUGCUCGCCUGGACCGGAUUCCUGCGCUACGGUUAUCAGGAAGAGGCUGAACGCUUGGCGUACAAGUGGCUGUAUAUGAUCACCAAAGCCUUUGUGGACUUCAACGGAGUCGUGGUCGAGAAGUAUGACGUUACACGGCCGAUUGAUCCUCACCGCGUUGACGCAGAAUACGGCAACCAAGGUGUUGACUUCAAGGGUGUUGCUCGAGAAGGGUUCGGCUGGGUUAAUGCCAGCUAUGUGUAUGGCCUGGAGAUUCUCAAUGCACACAUGAGACGUGCCCUUGGAGCCAUUACCCCGUACGAGACAUACAGCAAUGCAAUUGCAGCGCAGGAUGCCAAACGCGAUGCAAUCCUUGAUCUGUAGAGGCAGCACUUCAUUGGAAUAUGUGAAUUGGAUUUAAACGAGUUGAGAAAUUCUGAAUGAUAGCAUUUGAAGCAUGUUUUACUUGAGAUGGAUUUGGUUAAAAAUGGUGGAGAAAAGCACAUGGAGCUGACAGGUUUGAUAUUUAGUCUUUUUUGAAAUUUGUUCUUGAAUAUUGACAUCACUUUGAUAUACUGAAAGAAGAGUGAAAAUCAACACAUACUGUCUAAAAUGGUACAUGGAAAUUUGAUAGCCCACUCCCACUACCUACAUACCUCAGGGGAUAUAUAGAUAGCAAAAAAUACAUCAAAUACAACCUCCAGAAAGCAGAAGUCAUAAGAGUCCCGAUUCCUAUUCAAGAUGACUUGUCUAGCGCCAAAUAUGCAUUCAUUCCCGACCCGACCUAUCAUCGCCUUCAUCAACCACCUUACCCCCCAUUUCG
Aspergillus wentii DTO 134E9 is the source of this 2831-nucleotide messenger RNA. Its product is annotated as alpha,alpha-trehalase. The transcript has 5 exons. Gene Ontology annotation, molecular function: alpha,alpha-trehalase activity; calcium ion binding. Bases 179 to 2392 code for a protein of 737 amino acids. Gene Ontology annotation, cellular component: cytoplasm. Lineage: Eukaryota; Fungi; Ascomycota; Eurotiomycetes; Eurotiales; Aspergillaceae. The record is from RefSeq and is a predicted model, not a curated record. Gene Ontology annotation, biological process: trehalose catabolic process.